CGCCGCUCCGACCGACGUGCAACUGAUUUCUGGAUGAUUCUCUGAUGAGCCGACGGGCAGAAACGCAUAAAGCACUGAUGAAAUAAGUAUUCUUUAAGAUGCUCCAGGUUUGCCCGGCGACAGAGGAGUGACGCGUCUCUGGGGAAGCUCACCCACCAAUGGGCUGCCAGUCUGUCUCUGCAGUCAUGGACGAGCAGGCGCUGCUGGGGCUCGACCCCAACGCAGACGCCCCCAACAGGCAGCGGGCCAUGGCUUACUUCGAGCAGCUGAAGGCGUCCCAGGACGCGUGGGAGGUUUGUGCCGACGCCCUCGCCAAUGCGCUCUACAGCGACGACCACGUCAAAUUCUUCUGCUUCCAAGUUCUGGAGCAUCACAUCAAGUUCAGACAUGCUGGUCUGAGGUCAGCCCAGCAGCAGCUGAUCAGAAAGACCCUGAUGAAGUGGCUCCAGGUUCAGCUGAUGAGCGCCCAGCCGGAGAAGCCCUUCAUCAGGAACAAGGCGGCCCAGGUGUUCGCCCUCACCUUCAUCGUGGAGUACCUGACGCUGUGGCCCAAGUUCUUCCUGGACAUCCUGUCCCUGGUGGGCCUGAACCCCCACGGCGUGGACAUCUACCUGAGGACCCUCAUGGCCAUCGACGCCGAGGUGGUGGACCGGGACAUCCUGCACCUGCCCGACGAGACCCGGAGGAACACGCUCAUCAAGGACCGCAUGCGGGAGCAGUGCAUCCCCCACCUGGUGGAGUCCUGGUUCCACAUCCUGCAGACAUACCAGCAGGCCCAGCCAGAGCUCACCUGCCAGUGUCUGGAGGUGGUGGGGGCCUUCGUGUCCUGGAUCGACCUCCACCUCAUCGCCAACGACCGCUUUGUGAACCUGCUGCUCAGCCAGAUGUCGGUGCAGGAGCUCCGAGAGGAGGCCUGUGACUGCCUGUUUGAAAUGGUGAACAAGGGGAUGGACCCCGUGGACAAGACCAAGCUUGUGGAGUCUCUGUGCUCGGUGUUGCAGGCGGCCGGCUUCUUCAACGUGGAGCAGGAGGAGGACGUGGACUUCCUGGCCAAGUUCUCCCGGCUGGUGAACGGGAUGGGUCAGGCUCUGGUUCUGAGCUGGACCCGGCUGGCCAAGGCCGGCCAGGCGGAGGAGGCGGAGCUAGCGCUGCAGGCCGUGGAGAACAAGGUGGGGCUGCUGUUGCAGCUGCUGGUGCACGAGGACGACGACAUCUCCGCCAACAGCGUGGGCUUCUGCUACGAGUACCUGCACGUCCUCAAGCAGCUUCCUCAACUCAGCGACCAGCAGAGGACCAACAUCGAGGCCGUCAUGCUGGCUGUCAUGAAGAAACUGACCUACGACGACGAGUACAACUUUGAGAACGAGGGUGAAGACGAGGCCAUGUUCGUGGAGUACAGGAAGCAGCUGAAGAUGCUGUUGGACCGACUGGCUCAAGUUUCUCCGGAGCUGCUGCUGGAGGCCGUACAGCGAGUCUUCAACAGCACCAUGCAGACCUGGCAGACCUCGGCCUUCAUGGAGGUGGAGGUGGCGGUGCGGCUGCUCUACAUGCUCGGUGAAGCUCUGCCGGCAUCGCACGGCGCUCAUUUCACCGGAGACACGGCGAAGACCAGCGCCCUGCAGGACAUGAUGAGGACGCUGGUGUCCUGCGGUGUCAGCAGCUUCCAGCACUGCUCCGUCUCUCUGGAGUUCUUCGAGACCGUCGUGAGAUACGACAAGUUCUUCCUGGUGGAGCCGCAGCACAUCCCCAACGUGCUGAUGGCGUUUCUGGACCAGCGAGGACUGAGAAACAACAGCCCAAAGGUCCGCAGCAGAGUCGCCUACCUGUUCUCCAGAUUCAUCAAGACGCUGCAUAAACACAUGACGGCCUUCAUCGAGGACAUCCUGACCAGGAUCCAGGACCUGCUGGAACUGGCUCCUCCCGACAACGGCUUCCCGGCGCUGCUGACCAGCGACGACCAGCUGUUCAUGUUCGAGGCGGCCGGCGUGCUGAUCGUGAACGCCGAGAGUCCGGCAGAGCGGAAGCAGGCGCUGAUGAGAAGCCUCCUGCUGCCGCUGACCGACGCCUUCCGCCUGCUGCUCGCCAAGCUGCCGCUGGAGGCGCCGGACGAGAGGCAGGCCGCGCUCGCCGACUGCCUGAGCCACGCCGUCGGGUUCGCCAGCCGGACCAGCAAGGCGUUCAGCAACAAGCAGACGGUGAAGCAGUGCGGCUGCACCGAGGUCUACAGAGACUGCCUGCAGACCUUCCUGCCCGCGCUGAGCUGUCCCGUCCAGCGGGGGGCGCUGCACAGCUCCGUGCGCUCCUUCCUGCACCGCAUGAUCAUCUGCAUGGAGGAGGAGGUGCUGCCCUUCCUCCCCGCCGCCUCCCAGCACAUGCUGAAGGACUGCGAGGCCAAAGACCUGCAGGAGUUCAUCCCGCUCAUCAGCCAGAUCGCCGCCAAGUUCAAGCAGCAGGUGUCGCCCUUCCUCCAGCAGGUCUUCAUGCCGCUCGUGCUCGCCAUCUUCGGCGUGUUGGCGCGGCCGGCGGAGGACAACGACCAGGCGGCGGCGCUGGAGAAGCAGAUGCUGAGGAGGAGCUACUUCACCUUCAUCCAGACGGUCGCAGGGAGCGGGAUGAACGAGGUGAUGGCCAACCAGGGAGCGGAGAACAUCGAGCGCGUGGUGUUCACCAUCAUCCAGGGAGCCGUGGACUUCCCCGACCCCAUCGCCCAGAAGACCUGCUUCCUGGUUCUGUCCAAGCUGGUGGAGCUGUGGGGCGGUAAAGACGGCAUGGUGGGGUUCCCAGACUUUGUCUACAAGCACAUUGUUCCUGCUUGUUUUCUGGCGCCUCUCAAACCGACCUUUGACCUCUCGGACGCUCAGACGCUGCUGACGCUGUCUGAAGUUUCUCUCACGCUGAAGAUGAUUCAUCUCAAACGGGGGCCGGAGUUCAUCCACUUCCUGCAGCAGGAGUAUCUCCCGUCGCUGCAGGUGUCGCCAGAGAUCUCUCAGGAGCUGGCUCAGGUGCUCCAGCAGCCGGACCUCAAGGUGCUGAAGAGCUACAUGAAGGCGUUCUUUCAGCGAGCCCGGCUGUAGCCACAGGAAGUGGAGGUACACAGGAAGUGGCCGCACACGCCGCUAACAACACAACAGAGACGUAGCGUAGGAGCUGCUUUACACUGACCAGUGAACGCAUCACGAUGUCUGUCCGGCGCUCGGUGGACCGAAGACGAGCUGGCGAGGAGCGAAGAGGGAACCGGGUUCUGCUAACAGCAAAUCCGACCCACACGGGCCGGGAAACCGGUCAGAACCGGUUUCUUCUGCUCAAUGUGGCUUUGAUUUCAAGUUUGAAGUGAAACGUCUUAAAACUACUUAAAGACUCCUUGUUACGCUCACCUUUCAGCCCUUAUGGUGCGUUCAAAGACCCGAUGGAGACGCUCACCUUUCAGCCCUUAUGGUGCGUUCAAAGACCCGAUGGAGACGCUCACCUUUCAGCCCUUAUGUUGUGUUCAAAGACCCGAUUGAGACGCUUACCUUUCAGCCCUUAUGGUGCGUUCAAAGACCCGAUGGAGACGCUCACCUUUCAGCCCUUACGGUGCUGACCCGAUGGAGACGCUCACCUUUCAGCCCUUACGGUGCUGACCCGAUGGAGACGCUCACCUUUCAGCCCUUACGGUGCUGACCCGAUGGAGACGCUCACCUUUCAGCCCUUACGGUGCUGACCCGAUGGAGACGCUCACCUUUCAGCCCUUUCGUGUUGUGUUCAAAGACCUGAUGGACUGACCGUAUAUUUUUAAUCUCAGAUGUAUAUAAGAUGUUGAAAGUGUAAAUAAGUCUGAGGUUUACUUUUUAAUUCUUCAUUCCUCAUGAAGAUGAAGAUGGAAUCAUCGCUGCCAGAAAAUUAAGAAACAAAUCCAAGUACUCAUGAAGAUGACCUCAUCGAUGUACUCAUGAAGAUGACCUCAUCGAUGUACUCAUGAAGAUGACCUCAUCGAUGUACUCAUGAAGAUGACCUCAUCGAUGUACUCAUGAAGAUGACCUCAUCGAUGAGGUCAUCCUUGGUUCAGUGUGAUUUGACGUGUGAACCGUAAAGUGCUAAAUUUACACGAAUUAUACGAAACUCCUGACUGAUUUUUAGUUUUCAUGCUUUGAUCUCAUUCUGGCGCCUCGUGAGUAUUUAUUCAUGUUGUAUUCAGUAUCUCAUCAUUUGUUUUGUUUUAAAUGUUAAAUUUGAUUUGGGAGAUUUUAAGUUGAGUUUUCUCGGCUUCCAUCAAAACUGAAUUUGUGUUUGGAAGCGAUUUAUUCUUUGUUAAUAACGAACUAACUUGUAAAAAGUCCCGAAAACACAAGAAUAAAACAAAGUUAAAAUCUC
Pseudoliparis swirei is the source of this 4350-nucleotide messenger RNA. It is a transcript of the gene xpot, whose product is annotated as exportin, tRNA (nuclear export receptor for tRNAs). Bases 159 to 3074 code for a protein of 971 amino acids. The transcript is spliced from 25 exons. Gene Ontology annotation, molecular function: tRNA binding; small GTPase binding. Gene Ontology annotation, biological process: intracellular protein transport; tRNA re-export from nucleus. The record is from RefSeq and is a predicted model, not a curated record. Lineage: Eukaryota; Metazoa; Chordata; Actinopteri; Perciformes; Liparidae. Gene Ontology annotation, cellular component: cytoplasm; nuclear pore; nuclear matrix.